Molecule: messenger RNA, 2500 nt
Organism: Suncus etruscus (white-toothed pygmy shrew)
Lineage: Eukaryota; Metazoa; Chordata; Mammalia; Eulipotyphla; Soricidae
Gene: POLH
Product: DNA polymerase eta
Exons: 11
Coding region: 195-2300 (701 amino acids)
Biological process (GO): error-prone translesion synthesis; response to radiation
Cellular component (GO): nucleus; site of double-strand break; replication fork
Molecular function (GO): damaged DNA binding; DNA-directed DNA polymerase activity
Source: RefSeq, a predicted model, not a curated record
GGCGGCAUUGGCGAGCAUCCUCCGCUGAGCACUUGCCCGGGCAUGAUCGGAAUCCGUCUUUCUUGAAACCCCGAGACAGAGAACACAGAAUCUAAAGCCUUGGCCCGCCAGUGAGCGCCAAGAAGCCUAAAGCGUCCGCGGCGGCCUUGUCGGAGGCCGGAGCUCGCCUGUCAGGUGCCUGUCACUUUGGAAAAAUGAAUACUGGACAAGACCGGAUAGUCGCACUAGUAGACAUGGAUUGUUUUUUCGUUCAAGUGGAGCAACGACAAAAUCCUUAUUUGAAGAAUAAACCUUGUGCAGUAGUACAGUAUAAAACAUGGAAAGGUGGUGGAAUAAUUGCAGUGAGUUAUGAAGCUCGUGCAUUUGGGGUGACGAGAAACAUGUGGGCAGAUGAUGCCAAGAAGUUAUGUCCAGAUCUCCUGCUGGCACAAGUUCGUGAGUUGCGUGGAAAAGCUAACUUAACCAAGUACCGGGAAGCCAGUGUGGAAGUAAUGGGAAUAAUGUCCCGUUUUGCUGUGAUUGAACGUGCCAGCAUUGAUGAAGCUUAUGUCGACCUGACUAGUGCUGUACAAGAGAGACUCAGAAAGCUACAAGGGCAUCCUAUCUCAGCCAGCUUACUGCCAACCACCUACAUCGAAGGGUUACCUCAAAGCCCUCCCACAGCAAAAGGGACUGCUCAGAAAGAGGAGAGAAGAAAACAAGGGUUAUUACAGUGGCUUGAUUCUCUUCAAAUCGAUAACACCACCUCUCCUGAUCUGCGGCUCACUGUGGGAGCAGUGAUUGUAGAGGAAAUGAGAGCAACCAUAGAGAAGGAGACUGGUUUCCAAUGUUCAGCUGGAAUUUCACACAAUAAGGUCCUGGCAAAACUGGCCUGUGGCCUAAAUAAGCCUAACCGUCAGACACUGGUCUCAUUUGGCUCAGUCCCGAAGCUCUUCAGCCAAGUGCCUAUUAGCAAAAUCCGUAGUCUUGGAGGAAAGCUUGGAGCUUCUGUCACUGAAGUCCUGGGCGUAGAAUACAUGGGUGAACUGACUCGGUUCACUGAAUCUCAGCUUCAGUGUCAUUUUGGGGAAAAGAAUGGAUCAUGGCUCUAUGCUAUGUGCCGCGGGGUUGAACAUGAUCCCGUUAAACCCAGGAAACUACCCAAAACCAUUGGCUGCAGCAAGAACUUCCCAGGAAAAACAGCUCUGUCUACUCCGGAGCAGAUACAAUGGUGGCUUUUGCAGUUAGCUCAGGAACUAGAAGAGAGGCUAACCAAGGACCGAAAUGAUAAUGACAGGGUAGCUACCCAGUUGGUCGUAAGCAUUCGUGUACAAGGGGACAAACGUCUUAGCAGCCUGCGCCGCUGCUGUGCCCUCACCCGCUACGAUGCUUCCAAGAUGAGCAGUGAUGCCUUUGCUCUCAUCAGAAACUGCAAUACUGCUAGAGUCCAAACUGAAUGGUACCCUCCGCUCACAAUGCUUUUUCUCUGUACCACCAAGUUCUCCGCCUCUGCUCCUCCUUCCUUCACAGACAUUACUCCCUUCUUGAGCAGCGAAUCAAGUGCUCAGCCCAAAGUGCCAAUGACCAGCUCUGAAGUCAAGACCCAGGCAAGUGGCCCAGCAGUGACUCCUAACAAGAAGGCAGUCACUUCUCUGGAAUCGUUUUUCCGAAAAGCUGCAGAAAGACAGAAAAUCAAGGAAACUUCCCUUUCCUCUCCGACUGCCACGACCCAGACUUCCACGAGUAAUUCACCAUCUGCGCCUUCAUCACCUUUCCAAACAAGUCUCACUACACAAGGUGAACCCUUCUAUAAGCAGAAAAGUCUGAAUAAUCCUUUAGCCGUCAUUCCUGCACAAAAUGCAUCGUCCGGCUCUAAAGUCCUACCAGACUGUUUACCAGCAGAGAAUCCAGGUUGUGCUCCUGUCAGUGAAGAGCUGCUGGAGCCAGGUUCCUCUCAAACAGCUCCUGCACAGAUGGAUUCGGCCCAGCACAGCCCAAGCACACUUGCUUUAAACUCCAAGUCAGCUCUGGCUGUAGCUCAGAAGGCAACUACUAGCACAAGUCUGGCUGCCGAGGACCAGGUGCCUUGUGAGAAGUGUAGUGUUCUGAUCCCUGUAUGGGAAAUGCCUGAACAUGCAGACUACCACUUUGCAGUAGAGUUGCAGAAAUCUUUUUUGCAGCCCCAUCCCUCAGGCUCCCCGGCAACUCCUACCAGUUCUCCUCAGAAAAGAACUAAGAGUCCUUUGGCCUCUAGUAGUAAACGUCCAAGGCCUCAGGGCAUGCAGACUUUGGAAUCAUUUUUCAAGCCAUUAACACAUUAGCAUUGUCUCAGGCUUGCUGCAGGAUUUUGAUAUUCUAAAAUUCAAAAAUUCAACUAUGUUCACUUAAGAAUAUUUGUAACUAUAAAUAUUUUAAUUUUUUGAUGGUUUAUCAAUCCCCUAAAGAUCCACCCAGAUGCUUUACAAGCAUGGUUGCUGAUAAGCUCUAAAACUGAACUUUGUUUUUGUCUUUUGACCACACC